This is a messenger RNA of Emericellopsis cladophorae, 1320 nucleotides long. RefSeq lists its product as uncharacterized. Bases 1 to 1320 code for a protein of 439 amino acids. The transcript is spliced from 3 exons. Lineage: Eukaryota; Fungi; Ascomycota; Sordariomycetes; Hypocreales; Bionectriaceae. The record is from RefSeq and is a predicted model, not a curated record.
AUGUACUCGGGCGGCUAUGGCUUUGGCAAUGCCGGCGCAGGCAACUUCAACAACGCCGCACCGCAGCAGCAGCAGCAGCAGCAACAACAACAGGCGCAACAGCAGGGUCAACAACAGGGCCAACCGCAGCAGCCGCAACCACAGCAGCCACAGCAGAUGAUGUACAACCAGCAGCAGCAGCAGUUCGCUGGGAUGAACUCCCAGGGCGCGUUUCCUGGUGGCAAUCCUCAGAUGAUGCCGGGCGGCAUGAUGCAGAACCCCGGGAUGCAGCAGAUGGCCGCCAAUGGACAGAUGGCAGGUUAUCAGCAGCAGUUUGGCGGAUCGCCAUACAACCAGGUCCAGGUGAACCCCCCAAACUUUGCGGCCAACAACUUCAUGAUGGGCGCAGGCGGCAUGCAGGGCUUCCAGAUGCAGCAGCCUGGCAUGCAGCAGACACCGCAGAUGAUGCAGCAGCAAAGACUGGCCCAGCAACAGGCGAACCAUCCCGGCGUCAGCCAGGUGUCCACGCCGCAGAGACCGUCCAGCUCUACCCAGGGCACCCCGACGAACGCGAUGCCGACGCCGCAUGGCCAGUUCCAGCCGCCGCCGCCGCCGCCCGCACAGAGCCAGACGCCGACCAACUUCCAGCAGCAACCGGCCGACCAAGCCUCGACGCCCCGGACGCCGACAUUUGCGCAGAAUCAAGGGGCAGCCCAGGCUGUGGCGGCGCCCAGCUCGACUCCCAUGAGUCCGGGGACCGAAGCGCGGGACAAGGAGAGGUUUGCGCUGCUACUCGACAUCAACCACGAGCUGCUGUAUGAGUCAAUACAAAUACAGACCUCGCAGCAAGAGAUUAAAAAGGAGCUGGCGGCGGCGGGAAAAUUGACCCCUGAGCGCAAGCAGACAGAGGAGGAACUGGGACUGCAGAACGACUACAUUCAGUGCAUGAGGCGACUCCAGGCGAAUCUGUCUUACAUGGCGGCCAUGGCCGAUCGUAAACCAGACACCAAGCUGCCGCCACAUCCCGUCUACUUGACAGCCCCGAAAUUGACACUCUCCAUCAAACUCAGGGCGCAGCCGAUUGUGCCCGAAGGGAGCGACCUCAAGCUGGACCCCGUGACCGACCGGGAAGAGCGGGAUCUGGCGAUGAAGGAGCUGUACGCCCGCCUCGCGGCUUGCUACCCAGGCGUCGAUCCCAACAAGGAGCCGAGCCAACGACCGGCGGGAAUGAUGCAGAAGCCCGGGAACCCAGGCUUCCACCAGGCCAGCCCUACGACGCAGAAGACACCUCAGAUGACCAGCAUGGCGGCCCCGCCCAAUCCGAGCAGCAUGGGGUCGUGA